UCGUCUCAAAGCUUCUAUUUUCAUAAUGGUGGCUCCAGGAUUUGGGUUCUCAGUGGGGGACUUCAUCGCCGCCAUCGAAUUGUGCAGGAAGAUUACUAGAGCCCUCGAGCCUAUUGGGGGCGCAUCUUCAUCUUUUCAGAUGCUUAUCCUGGAAUUAUCAAGUCUUGAGAACACACUGCAACGGCUGGCAGCUCUCGAGCCAAACGAGAGCAACAUUCACCAUGUCAAUGCCAUUCGGUGCAUGGCUUUGGCGUGUAGAUUGCCACUUCGGCAAUUUCUGGAGAAGGUUGAGUCGUAUGGGGCUUCUCUGGGCUCUUACGCUUCGCACUUUUUCCGCGCAGCUGGGAAGAAAGUCAAAUGGGCUUUGCUAUUAGAAGAUCAGACUGACAAGCUCCGAGCAGUUCUUUCUGCAAAGGUUGUCAGUAUCAACAUGCUACUAGCCUUACAUGCAUCGGAAGCAUUAUCACGACUGGAGGGGAAUGCAAAAUCCGGGCAGGAAGAGAUUCUGACGAGAGUGAAAGACCAGCAAAUUUCCAUGCAAAAAGUCGAAGUAGAAUCUUCUCAUAUCAAGAAGGAGCUAUCAGAGUUCCGGCAAAAUUCCAAAAUCGAGCGAGAUUCGCUCAAAUCAGGGAUUGAGACCCGAUUCAACGAUCUAGAUCAGCAAGCUGUAGAUCUCGCCCACAAUGUGUCGACAUUAUCGAUCGGAAUAGCGUCAAGUAACAGCACUUUGAUGAUCCUUCGAGAUAUAGGAAUGCAGAUUGUCGAGUUUAUCAAGACGUUUCCAUUGGAGCUUCGGGGCUUGCUACAGCAGAUCAUUCACGGGAAUCUACAAAACUUUCAUGUCUUGCUUGCCAUCCAAAAUUCAAUCUCUCCAAGUCCGAGCCUUCUAUGCAACUCUAAUAUACGCUUUGAAGACGGUCGUGGUGUCGUACGGAUGCUACCCUUCGAGUGGUUCCGAUAUUGGGAGGUAAGUUGGAGACUACUCACUGUACGCUUCACGGCCGAUGCUGACCUGCACUCGCCAUUCUAUGGCUUAUUGGAAUCGCAAUUCGCAGAUGCCCCUGGUAGAACGAAGGUAAAGAAUGGAGACUUCAGUCUUGUACUUGAAAGGAAACCAGACAUUCCCAUCACGAAAGAAAGGUGGAGACAUGUCGUUCAGCCAGGCGUGCAGAUCAAGAUGAUGAUGCUGCUUUUUCACGUGACCUGGAAUGGGACAGACUGUCUCCGACCGACAUGUACCGGCCGACCGAGUAUUGAAGCCAGCAUGAACAAAUUUGUAGUCUGUCCCGACUGUGGUUUAAGAUAUUCCACUACGGUUUCAGAUAUCACGGAAGCCAAUACGAUACAGGACACCCUUGUAGUUCAGCAGCAAAUACGACAUGAUGAGCAGACUUUUGGUAGCCGCACUUUCCCUGAUGAGGCUGAUGCUGAUCCUGGAGAUGUGGAGAUGAACAAUGCUCCCGACUGGAUGUACGAAGACGUCAUUGUCGAAGAUGAAGCCGAGAAUUCCGCAGAGCUUUCGAACAACACAUCACUCACCCAGCCACUGAUGAAAUGGCUCGUCACUGUUGUACGGCCAGAUGAAUUCUCUGACCAUCCACUUAAUAUCCAAACACUCGAAAGUGAGCAACAAUCUGAUAGAGCCUUGGAAGAGGAAGAACUAGAAAGUUUCAAGAACGUUCGUGUGGGCCUAGCCGCAACUGAUGCCAAUGCACUACCUUUACGCGACGACCCAAGAAUACCCCCUGACAUUGACCUCGACGCAACUAUUUACUACCGUGCCAUCAUGGACAGGUAUCCCGAUAUGGCGAAGUAUCUUGCAGUCAGACUAGCCAGGGCCAACGGAGCUCGUGCUAGAAGAUUGAAAAAAGCAAAAUUGUCAGCUCAGCAGCGGGCUUCCAAUCGGGAUUCCCAACCUGGUGAUUUUUCAACCAAUAUCCAAAGUCCAAAAUCACUGAAAAGCGAUUUUAUGCGUACACAACACGUCUGUGACACUUGUCAGGGAGGUUUUCAGUGGAAGUGGCAGCUUGAAAAUCAUCAGAAGUGUCAUUUUUCGAAUAUUAGUUAUCCUUGUAGGGAGUGCCAUAUGGUCUUCCUAUCUUCGAGUGGCCGUGACAUGCAUCAAAGGGUUGACCAUGGGAUACCUGUUCCUAUGGACUCGACUCUUGCUGCUCAUCAUAUAUUUAUGAGCCAGGCUCCUCUACAUCAGCAUGCUGCAUAUGAUCAUGUGCAAGAUCCUGAUGAUACAGCAGCGAUACCGAUGGAUUGUGAUCUGAUUUCCAAAACAAAAAGAAGAAGGCAGCCCGAUCUGGCUGAUGUCGAGACACGUCCCAACAAGAGGAAUUUUGGAUCUGACUAUUGGACCGGGCUUGUCUCACCUUCACGCCCAUCUUCGUGUUCUUCAAGUAAGAAUAGCUCUCUCCACGGGUACGAUAUAUUUGACCAUCAUGAACAAAACUUUAACCCACCAACCAUUCCAAGAAGGGGGAGCAAGUUCAGCCACCAAAGUCACGGCAACGACCUUUCUACCCCAGAGCCCGCUUCGCCUGCUGUUUUACCUCCCCCACCGGCAGAAUUGAAGAGCAAACAGUCGUUUGAAUGUGAUAUCUGCUCUCAGGAGGUUUUAGUCAGCAGCAAACGGCUAUGGAAUCAUGUUAUGAAGGAUGUCGAGCCGUACAUGUGCCAUGUAGAGCAUUGUGUUUCUGCAGAACAGACAUACUCCAAGCAAAAUGAUUUGCUUCAUCACUAUCUUACUCACUCACAGUAUUCAGACGAUUCAUGCAUCGAAGCGUUGUAUUCUUCCUGGUACGAAUGUACUAUAUGUGAUGGAAAGCUACUGGAUCCGGUAGCAGUCCGAUGCCACCAGGAUUAUAUUCACCCGACAACUCAUUUCUUAAGGACGGCUCACCUGAAUGGGGGGUCCAUGGUGGAGGAGUCUGUAAGCACGGAUAAACCUUCGGUUACACCCAAUGAGAUUAAAUGCGAUCACCUGUUCAAGGCAACCGAGCAUACUGGAUCUAUAAGCGCACAUCCAUGUCCUAUCGCUGGUCAGAUGAGCCCCUGUGGGAAUUCCAGCUCACAGACGAUCGAGACUGUUUGCUUUGAUCCCAGGUAUGUUAAAACUCCUAAGAUAAUCUGUCCAUUCUGUAAAGUAUCUUUGGCGCCUGGCAAACGUGUGCUACUCCGCCAUCUCGGUCGUCACAUGGAGGAGAUUUCGUUCAUUGUCAUACGCAGGCCUUAUCAAGAAUGGGACUUCUACAAGGACAGUGCUUCAGAGAUGACUCUAGAUGACGAUUCAGUCCCUCCUGAGCUGUACCUUUCGUUGCACGAACAUCCAUCAGAUCCUCCAGAAGCAGAUAUGUUGGUAGUGGACACCAGGCUUGUUCCACAGAAACAAGACCUUCGCUUCGAUGGAGACUUGUACACCCCGACCUGGCUUCGCGGACAUCCCGGCAAGGUGGAAGGUUGGUGUGGUCUCUGCAAGCCGGGUUGUUGGCAUAUUCUUCAAGAUGGCAUAUAUUUUCUCCACAAAAAGCGUGUCCAUGGGGUCAGUAGACUUACCGCGUCGCUCUAUUAUAAGCCUAAAUCGAUGCGUUUUGUCAAAAAACAUAGAUCAGGCUUCCAGUUGAUUCAAGAGCACUGGGAGGGUAUGUGUGGAGUAUGUGAUGAAUGGAUUGAAAUCACUGGCGAUAGAACACUGCAGAGAUUACUCUGGUUCGCGCACGCAUCUGAGUGCCACGAUAAAGGAUUUGACGGUCAAACAGGUACGAGCGCAAAUCCUGGGCGGUACACUUGUACUUAUCACGGCUGUGAUCAACGAUUCGAAACGCCAAAAGAGCUCCAGAAGCACAAACAGGAUCAUCGAAUUGCUUACGAUGCAGACAAUGGCCAUCCGAUGGCAAGGGCAGCAUCAAUAAUACCAUACAACCAAGACACGCAGGUGAUAGCGCACAAAUGUGUGCGGAUCAACCCUACGACAGGCAAGAUUUGCAACACUAUUUUCUCAAGGCCGUACGACCUUACACGACACGAGGACACCAUACACAAUGCUAGGAGGCAGAAAUUACGGUGCGAUUUGUGUGCGGAGGAAAGAAUAUUCUCGCGUAGAGAUGCUCUGGCUCGCCAUAUGCGUGUGGUUCACCCUGAAGCUAGCUCGCCUUCCUCAAGACAAACCAAACGAUGAGGCUGUGGGUCUCAAACUUGUAUUAUCGAUAUUACGCUCUUAAUUGACUGUUAUGGAUGUAGAGUCUUCUAAAGGUUUUACAAGAUCGGUCAAGGUCUUUCCGAGAUGCAAGUCCUCAACCGACGGCCGUGUGAAGUGCUUCGAUACAACCCAGUCAUCGAAAUGAUCCUGUCCCUUGGUCAUGAUCAACAUCAUCACACCAAAUUCAUCUAGCUCGUCUUCUUGCCCCGCAAGCAACAUCUGAUCGAAUUCCAAUCUUGCGAUCCAAUAAGGGGCUCGAGAAUGCUUAACGCGGUCCCACUCAAGCGAGCUCUUAGCCUCCCACAGCCAUCUCUGUGCUGUGAAAGUGAGUGUUUUCAUUUUGGGCCCAAGCGUGCAGUAACCGUGGAACAGAUAUGAGUACACACCGGCAAGGUUCAAACUCAUAAUCAAUGUUCUCCUAACCGAUUCCGCGAAGAUCCAAGAGCGCCAUGAAGGCGCUGUGUCCGUGGCAAACGCUCGCUCGGAGAUGGUUUUCACCUCCAACUCGUCAGCCCAAGCUUGAAGGACCCGCUGCGCAUCUUCAGCCUGGGCACGCUGCCGUAUAUCACCAUCGAACAAACGGAUGAAUUGGAAAAUGAUGAGGGCCUGCACUGCGGCAAGCAAAUCAAGUGGAGUCCAUUUAGUUUCGUCAUACGAACGCACAAGCUCAUUAGCCUUAGACUCAAUCACGACGAAUGCAAUGGCCUCGUUCUGCGUCGUCUUGACUGAGUAGAUCGCACAUGCCGCAUACGCAUCUUGCAGUGGUUUGGGCAUCUCCGGAGAGUACAGUCGAGGAUGAAUGAAUGGCGCUUUUCCUUCCUUCACCCAUUUCUCUGGCCAUGUUCUGAAGCUGUGGAGCGCAGCAUUUGUUUGCGAUUGCGAGAGUGUUAGAUGGCUCAUUCCGCUCUCUCCGUCUCUUUCUGUCGUGACCUGCAGAUAGUCCGGUUCGUCACCAAUUACUGAAAGUGGAGCAUCCGCAGGUAUCUGCUGAAUAGAGAAGUCCGCAUCCGCAGAGUCCGUCGUCCUGGAUAGAUCGCUCACAGAACUCUCUUCUGGUUGCAAGCCCACAGCGGCGCCGUCCCAUACAGGCAUCAUAUCAAAUGCAUCUCGUAGCUCCGGUCCAGACGUCUUCGACCUCCCACUGACACUGCUAUUACUGUAGCUGUCGGUCGUGGUCGAUGCGGUGGUGUUACUCCCCAAUCCUCCCGUCGACGCCGCCGCCGCCAACUGCGGUUGCAGCUCGCCACUCCACGACCAGGAAUCGUUGCUGUGAUGUCGUUGGGCGCUCGCGCCGCGUUGGUGACAUUGUUGGGAUAGUGGCAGGGCGUGUUUUUCUUCGCGCAGCGUGUGCAGCGGGGAAGCUGCUGACCGCAUUUUCGCUUUGCUUUUACGCAAGGGGUGCAGGACUUUUGCUUUGUUGUAGUUGUGAGGGUGGGGUUUUGGGGUGUUUCCAUGUCGUCUUGUUCCGUGUCGUUUUCUUCUCUCAACUUUCCCUUGCGGUGAUUAAUGAUGAUGGAGAAACGUUUUGCAGCCCAACUCUUCUUUUUCUUGC
Periconia digitata is the source of this 5756-nucleotide messenger RNA. The record is from the annotation of a GenBank genome assembly. NCBI's taxonomy places the organism in Eukaryota, Fungi, Ascomycota, Dothideomycetes, Pleosporales, Periconiaceae.